AAAAACAAGUAACGACUUCCCUCGGUCAGUCAAUGGAAGAUUCUCUUAUGGCUCAAGUUGUUUACGAUUGUGAGAAAUAAAUCCGAGCCAGUGAAGUACCGUCAAAGCGCAAUUGAAUGAAAAUUGAUUUGAAAUGAUUUCUCCCUAAAUUCUACCUCGAGUUGAGGUUAGACCUAGAAGGCGAAAACGAGUGAGACAAUUUAUUUAUAUGUGCAGAAAUAGAAGAAAAUAAAAAGGUCCUAAAUAUUUCAGCACUCGCGCGAGCAGCUCGCGUAUCCAUCGUAUAGUACUGAGCGAGCACACAUAGCCAGAAGUCGGUUGGUUGGCUGGUUGGAUCGCCCGCUCAGCUCAGUCAGACGGCCAAAUAUUAAUGAAGCAAAAUAAAAAUAAACAUCAAAACAGCAUAAUAAAACUCCAACUACGCCCGGAGCAGGAGUCUCGCGGGAGCAUUUCUAAAUGUGCGAGGUGUGUAGUUCGCACGACCUAGUGCUUGGCGGUAAACAGAAGAGAUCGGGGGCAGGAUCGCUCGUCGGCCGCAUUCACUUUUGGCCGAAUCAGCAGCGGGAUAGUGCGAAUGAAGAAAGUGCAUGGUUUUAAGCGGUGAAAUACAAUCAGGGAAUAAGUGUUGUUUGAAAAAAAUGUGAAAAUAUGUUAUUUCUCGGUGUUUCAAAUAGUUUGCUUUAAUGAGUAUUAUAAUGUGUUUAGUUUCAAAUUCUGGUUAGUGGUUUUUGAAAAGUUACGAAAGUGUGUCUCACAGCGCUAUAUCAGUCCUAGUGGUGUGCGGCUACUUUCACCGGGGCAAUAGCUCGGUGAAACCCCAUCGGUCGCAGUGGCCCCCCAGAAUGUGUCCAGUGGUGCCGCGGGGGCCAGCCGAAUGUACGGGCUGAUCUUUGUGCUGCUUUCUGUAGUGCUCUCGUCGGCGAGCCCCCUGGCGGUGCCAUCAGUGGCUCAGUUAAACGAGAAUAAUCGGAAGCACGGUGAAAAGAUUCCGAUUCCUGCCGGUCACCAUAAUCAGCACCAGCAACAGCCAUCAGUUUCUCAUAUCCCGCCAUCACAGAAUGGUCGUCGAAGGAUCGAUGCUGCCUCUUCGAUGGAUCUCGUCCGGUACUGGCCGGGAACUCAACCGGAUCUGUACAAUAUCACACUGAGUGCCAUGAAGCAAUAUAUUAAGAAUCAGUUGAAUAUGACAGGGCUCGGAGGAGGUCCCCGGAAGCGAUCUCAUCACUAUUCUGAUGCGGAUCUCGAUUUCUAUAAAAAGAUUCAAGAAUUCAACAAUACACAGUCAACGAUAGGUUCUAAAUCAGUAGCGCAAAGCAAUAAUAAAUCAUCUGUAUUGAGUGUUGCUCAUAGCCCUGAUGCCUCACGUCCUGACAUGACAAUGGACUUAUCGGAGCUAUCGGAACAUGAUUUGCAGAUAGAAGACCCGAUGGCUUCGUUCGAGCAUCCCGUGGACCAUUCCAACGAUCUGGCUGCUGCGGGUGCUACCGCAGGCCGCAAAGAAAUCGGAUCCACUCCUCACGCCAAGGAUUUCAAUGUGCUGAUGGAUGAUCCACGGGGAUAUAUUCCUGCGGUUCCUUCCAACUCCCAUCGACCAGCGAAAACGACAACGUGGGACUCGGCGUUCGUCAGACACAAAGGUGAGGUUUUGACGUUUAUUAUUUUAGGCUAG
Armigeres subalbatus is the source of this 1669-nucleotide messenger RNA. RefSeq lists its product as uncharacterized. The record is from RefSeq and is a predicted model, not a curated record. NCBI's taxonomy places the organism in Eukaryota, Metazoa, Arthropoda, Insecta, Diptera, Culicidae. The transcript is spliced from 2 exons. Bases 875 to 1669 code for a protein of 264 amino acids.